Molecule: messenger RNA, 912 nt
Organism: Lactuca saligna
Lineage: Eukaryota; Viridiplantae; Streptophyta; Magnoliopsida; Asterales; Asteraceae
Source: the annotation of a GenBank genome assembly
AUGCAGACGACAGACUACCAAACAAGAAAGGACUUGAGGAAGGCCGUGGCUACUCUGCACUGGACACUGGUGCAACUUAUUGAUUUUAAAUUACAGAAUCCAGAAAGAGUGGGGGAUAGCAAGAAAAUUCUGUUUUUGCUAGAUGAUUGGCUAAAGAACGGAACUUUGGUAGUGAAAUUCCCUUCUUUAUAUGCGUUAGACAAGAAGAAAACUUGUUUUUUAAGUGAUAGAUGGGCUGAUGGUACUUUCUCAUGGGCUUGGAAGAGGAAACCCAACAAUUCUCAAGAGUUGCUGGAAUUGAACUCUAUUGUGGAUAUCACAAGGUUUGUUGUGAGCUCCAAUGGGUCUGAUACUUGGAGAUCGAGGUUAACUGUCGAUGGUUCUUUUCGUGUGUGUGAUAUUAGGGCUCUCAUUGACAGUAAAUUGACCGUCCCGGUAAAUAACCUCACGGUUUGGCUUCACUUAGUUCCUAUAAAGUGCAUUAGUUUUGUUUGGAGAGCUUGUAUGAGGCGUAUUCCUAUGGCAGUGGCUCUUUCCAAGAAAGGUAUCAACCUUUCUUCUAUUUCUUGUAAAAUGUGCUUUAUGGGGAUGGACGUUGCGGAUUAUAUUCUCUUGGAUUGCCCGUUUGCUUUUGAAUCACUGGGCUGGAUUUUCAAUUGGUGUGACAUUCAUGUACAUAGGUUCAUUUCGACUUCAAAUUUUGUUAAUUUUGCUGCCUCAUGGGGGAACUAUCCAAAAAAGAGGGGAAUAUUUAUUGCUAUUUGCUAUGGUUUUCUGUGGUGUAUGUGGAAAGCAAGGAACGAUAUUUGGUUUAACAUAAUUAAAGUGAACCCUUCAAAGUUGGCGGAUAAUGUGAUUUCUCUGGUGUUUAGUUGGUUCAAAUAUAGGGGUAAUUUUGGAAAUUGUAGAUGA